Molecule: messenger RNA, 3168 nt
Organism: Effrenium voratum
Lineage: Eukaryota; Dinophyceae; Suessiales; Symbiodiniaceae
Source: the annotation of a GenBank genome assembly
UCGGCAAUGAGUGCAGACCUUCGCUCGAUCCAUGGCGGUCCUCCGGCUGACGUUGCUAUGGGCGAUGUUGCCCGCCGCCUUUGGCGGCGGACUGAUGAACAGGCUGCUGCUGCGCCUCUUCCGGCUGCUGGGAAUGCCGAAGCGGGAGGCGCUGCAUCGUUCAGUGCGUUUCUGCGAGCAGCGAGGGAUCACCUGCAGGAGGCGGAAGGUGACCUCCCUGAUGUUCCCCAACCGCAGCCUCACAGGCCGCCUGGGUCGGGAGAUGGGGUUGCUGGGCGACUUGGAGCACUUGGACCUGAGCCGCAACCAGCUGAAGGGCCCUCUGCCCCGGAACCUCAACCGCCUGGCGAAGCUGCGUUCGCUGAUGCUGUACCAGAACCGCCUCAAGGGCCCCUUGCCAAACCUCUCCACGUGUGAGGAGCUCGCGGACCUCGACCUGAGCUGGAACCAACUCACGGGGGACUUGGAGAAUCUGCAGGGCCUCGAACUGGACAGCCUGGACCUGCAUCAGAACCAGUUCGUUGGGAGGAUCCCGGGGUUCCUCUUCCGCUCGCGGCGUCUGCGGUGGGUGGCUUUGAGCUCCAACCGCCUCAGCGGCCCACUGCCGUGCUUGAAGAACUUGAAGACUUUGGAAUUCCUGGCCCUCCCGCACAACCGCCUGGAGGGUCCCAUCCCCGAGCUGCCGCCUGGGCUGCACUGGCUGGACCUCAGCCACAACCAGCUGACGGGUCGAGUUCCUUCCAGUCUACGGCUCUUGCACUUGGAGACGCUGAUGUUGGACGACAACCAGCUUUUCGGUCCGCUGCCGGCGCUCGAAACACCGAUGCUCAGACUCCUGCAGAUGGAUCACAACCAGCUGUCUGGGUCGCUGCCGGCGAGCCUCUGCGAGCUCCAGAGCCUUCAGUCCCUGUGGCUCAGCAGCAACCGCCUCAGCGGCCUCAUCCCGAGCUGCCUGCUGCAGUUGAGGAACCUCCGCGAGCUCCUGCUGCACGAGAACCGCCUGGAGGGCGCCAUCCCGGAGCCCUCGAGGAGCUCCGAGCUCACCGUGCUGGCGCUGCACCACAACCGGCUCAAGGGCGUGCUGCCGAACCUCGCCAGGCUGCCCCAGCUCGCCGUGUUCACGGCGCACAGCAACUUCUUGUGGGGCCGCAUCCAUCGGCUGAACCUCACCACCGGUUGCUUGGACAACUACAAGUAUGUGUCUCCAGACAGCUUGCCUUGCGAGCGCUUGAAUCCGAGCUGCCAUGGACACGCGCUCUUUGCAUCUCAGGCAGAGGUCUUGGGGAACUGCCCAAAGACCUGCGGCGCCUGCGAUACUUACGGCUUCCGCACCGCCCGCGUCACGCUGCACCGGAACCGCUUCAGUUGUGACCCAUCUCUCGAGAUCUCGGAGGUGGCAGUGCAGGCUACUGCGGUGAUGGGCAACAUGCUGGGCAGCGGCCGGGAGAUGGCCGCGCCCUGGAUCGACGAAGAGGAGCGCCAGGACUUCCUGUACUUCUCCGCUGCGGCCCGGAACGGGCGGCAGCAGGUGCUGGGCGCGGCGCUGGUGGCGGCCCUGGCGGCGGUGCUGCGCGGGCGGUGGCUCUGGCGCCAGCUCCAGGCGGACGCCGCCAGCGCCGCGUCGCCCGAGGCGAACGUGGUGAGGUCCUCGAAGCAGGUGCUCUGCGUCGCCGUUUGCUCGGCGGGGCUGUGCUUCGCCACGCUGCCGGCCUUUCUUCACGGCGCCAGGUACUACGAGUGCGGCCAGCCCUUUGCGAAGGCCACUGCGGCGUACCUGGCCGACGCCCCACAGGCGGAGCUGGCGGUGGCUCUGUCCUGGACUUUGUGCGCGCUGCUCUUCGCCUUCGCCAUUAAGGCCAUCCCCUUCGUGACCGAAACGAAGAAGGUGGCCCUAGACCUGAGGCUGCGAGUGAAGAGGUGUGGCUGGUGGCUGCUGUGGCUGCUCCUGGUGGUUCCGCUCUUCUCCUUCCCCUCGAUCCUCUUUGCAGUGGCCCAAUCGCUGCCCAAGCAGCCGAAGAUCGCCAUCUCUACACGGGCGCUGAAGAUCAUCCACCAGGGCGCGCCGCACCUUGUCGUCUUGCUGGACAUGGCCCUGGCACACCGGGUGGCACAGAAGUUCGCCGCUUUCUCCUCGAUCUCUUCAGACCGUUUGCUCAUGUCCUUGCGCCUCUGCUCUGCGUGGCUGCUGUCCUUGCUCACCACCAUGGUGCUCCACGAGAAUUGCAUCGGCGGGUGGAAGUGGUUCUGGCACGUCUGCGACAAGUCCCACCCGGACCAUGGGAAGUUUCAUUGGUACAUCUACGGGGAGCCGGUCUUGGACACAGACAGGGACAUGUGUCAGCUGCACAGCCGUUGGUGGAGCGAGGGCCGUUGCUCCCGCGCCACCAUCGAGGGUCUCGCGCCCUUGCUGCUCAGCAAGCUAUUGAACCGGAGCCUGGUGCAACCGCUGAUCACUUUGGCCACGUGGCGCUUCUCACGGCUGCAGCCUGGGCCCGAUCUCGCGAGAGGGCGACACCUGGAGUUGCCCUUCAAGCGCACCUCCGGAUCUCUGGACUCAACGCGGCAGCACGCGCUGCUCACGACGCUCCUGGAGACCAGCAUCUUCUGGGGUCCUCUUGUGCCAUUGGUCAGCGCCUGCGUGGUGAGUGCCAUGAUCGCCAAUCUGCUCCUCUUCCGGCACGGCACGGAGGCGCUGGGGGUUUGCCUCAGCAGCGACGCCGCCAACUGCCGGGCCUCCGUGUCCAAGACGUACCUCGCCGCCGUGCUGCUCGCCUCCUGCGGCUUCCAAUGUUGGCACUUCUGGAGCAACUCGCUCUGCGGGUGGCCGCUGCUGGUACUUCAGCCACUUCUGGUCUUGCUGGUGCUGAAACUUCCAGUGCCUGCCAAGCACCUAAGGUCCUUACCAGGCGUGGAGAACUGGGUAGAGCUCCCAGCGAUGACCUGAAGGCGGUGCGGCGAGCGGCGAGCGGCUAGCGCUUCAGGCUUCGUUCCAGCCGGCGAGAUGUAAGGAGGCAGCCAAGGUCGAGGUUGGGAAAUCGAGGCCUCGACAUGGGGGCCGCUGGCCCGGUCCGCAGGGGCGAGAAGAAGGCGGCGUCGGACAUCGGAAGGCAGCAUCCUGGAGAAUGGACGACAAGCAGAAGUGAGGGGCAGUUGGAGCCAGCUUGGAGA